Dromaius novaehollandiae (emu) is the source of this 2405-nucleotide messenger RNA. It is a transcript of the gene SCML4, whose product is annotated as Scm polycomb group protein like 4. Gene Ontology annotation, molecular function: histone binding; chromatin binding. The record is from RefSeq and is a predicted model, not a curated record. Gene Ontology annotation, cellular component: nucleus. Bases 1 to 1266 code for a protein of 421 amino acids. The transcript has 7 exons. Gene Ontology annotation, biological process: negative regulation of DNA-templated transcription. NCBI's taxonomy places the organism in Eukaryota, Metazoa, Chordata, Aves, Casuariiformes, Dromaiidae.
AUGAGUCACUUGUCAUCCCUGCCACCGAGGCUGGACCCCAUUGACAUGCAGUCUCCCAGAAUACCAGGGAGGAAACGAGGACGGCCCCCGCUCCAGUCUGCUCCCAUGAAAAUGGCUGUUCACAAUCUUUACGCAGCACCAGCUGGCUCUUUGCCAGGAGUGAAGAUCCCAAAGAAGAGAGGGAGAAAACCUGGGUACAAGCUGAAGUCUCGUGUGCUGAUGACACCGUUAGCAAUCUCUCCUCCACGAAGCACACCGGAGCCUGAUAUUAGCUCAAUCCCUCAGGAUGCAGCUACAAUACCCACUUCGGCUGUCCCGCAAGCUCUCACAGUCUGCAUUUACGUCAACAAACAGGCUAACCUGGGGCCGUACCUUGACAGAAAAAAGGUGCAGCAGCUCCCAGAGCACUUUGGGCCCGAGAGACCUUCAGCGGUCCUGCAGCAGGCUGUUCAGGCUUGCAUCGACUGUGCACUCCAGCAAAAGGCUGUCUUCUCCCUCAUCAAGCAGGGCUAUGGAGGCGAGAUGGUGUCAGUUUCAGCUUCUUUUGAGGGGAAGCAGCAUCUCCUGAGCCUGCUGGUGGUGAACAGCAUUGGGUAUGUCCUGCGCUUCCUGAAGAAGCUCUGUCGCAACCUCUUGUGUGACAAUUUCUUCAGCAACCAGCCUUUCCAGCAGUACAGCACUGUACCAGAAGGCCCAGAGGUGUAUGAAAACAGACGGAUGGAGGCAGAAACGGUCAUACCUGAGGAUUACCUGGCUGAUCCCGCGAACAUGAAGCGCUACAGCGCGGGCCCUGCCGACUCGGCCUGCAGCUGCGUGGGCUCCAUGUACAGCACGCGGCCGAGCCCUGCGGACGGGCGUCUUGCCGGGGGCUCUUCAUCUGCCUGCAGCCAUCGUCCUGCCCAGAUGUCUUCAGGGGGAUCCCCCUCUACUGGCCUGCGGCAUCCAACCUCCAGCCCGACUAGGAAUGGGACCUAUCCUGAAGGAAACAGAAGUGCCUCAAGUCCUUCACCUGAAAGACAAGACACGGCUCGGCCAUCAAGCAAGAAUCCUUUGACCUGGACUGUGGAUGAUGUGGUUUGGUUCGUGAAGGAUGCAGACCCUCAUGCUUUAGGUCCCCACGUGGAGCUCUUCAGAAAACACGAGAUUGAUGGCAAUGCUUUGUUGCUGCUGAAAAGUGACAUGAUCAUGAAAUACCUGGGGUUGAAACUGGGACCAGCAUUGAAACUUUGUUACCACAUUGAUAAACUCAAGCAAGCCAAGUUCUAACAAGUUCUUGAACAACAGCAUAAUCUGACCUAAAUCCAGACAACAAACUAAAGGUAACAUGUUGCCUUACAUACAUGCCUUCAUUUGCAGAUCGUUUUUCCCUCUUUUUUAACAGAGACUUUGUCUUUUUUAACAUUUGUGCAUCUUCACCUUUUUUUAAUCCAAUGAGGUCUUUCGGGCUGCUUUGUGUUAACAAUUUGCCAAAAAGUAUAUAAUUACAAUAAUUAUUUUGUAUCAUUAAUAUUAUUAUGAUUAUAGUAAGUCCUAUUUUUGUAAUCAGAAGUGGGAAGUCAGAAACGAAUGCAGCUAUGGCAUAUAGUGAGGACUGCUGGAAGAUGUUCGAAAAGUCCCUCACUUGCCAUCCAUCCGUCUCUGAGGAACAACUGCUGGCCUGCAUCAGCAGGGUUGUGGCGACAGUGCAAUGCCGACACCACCACUGAUGCACAGGGCCUGGAAAAAGUCCGGACUUUGGUCAGCUCUUGUCUCGUGGGAACUACCCCAUGUCUUGCACUAUCUGGAAAACUUGAAUUCUUUAGUUUAAAAAAAAAGAAAAAAAAAAGAAAAAAAGAAAGUAAAAUUAGAAAAAAAAAAAGAAAAUGGAGGAAAGAAAAGGUUUUCUGCAAGCCAAAGUACUCUUCUUCCCACUAGAGGGAGCAGCCCUAACAGACUUCAGGCUGGAGCUCUGAGGACACGGUGCUUUCUGGCUGAGGAGCUUUGGCCAUCAUGAUUCUCACAUCUGGCACAUCUCUAAUACUACUAAAGAAUCGCAGGCUCCCAUCCGGAUGAGCCCAUCACUGUUUACAGAUAACUAAUUCAAGAUAAGCCCAAAAGCAGAAAGCGUCUCUGACAGGAUGUUUCCCGUUAAGCUGAAGAGGAGUUGGCAGCUCCCACCGUGGCUGGUGUUCCCAGGUGCUGGAGUCCUUCCUUGAGCCAUUUUGCUCUGCCAUAUAGCUUGGGGCGGUCUUUAAGAAAAAAAUGGAAUUUCUGGUUUUGUUUUUUGUUCGUGUUUUUAAAAAGCAAGAGACUGGGGCAGAAGCAUCCCCCGCAAGGAGCUGGCACUACCAGGCACAUUGUACGUUUGCAACAGCGGUCAGGUCCAGGGCAGAUGGAUGCUCCGGGUUUGUUCCCUGGCUGAGCUG